CCAUUGUAUAAUCCUCAGGUUAAGUAAGGCUUCAUGCAAUAGAGAUACAUGUCAUUCGCAUCUCUUAACCAAGACAAACAAACAUAAUAAAAGCAUGUCGGUGAAAAGUGCAAAGGGAGGACCAGAAAGUAGACCAUCAUCUGCUGCCAGCAUGUCUCCACGAGUGGGAAGGGGAGCAGCCGCUGGCAGAUCGCCUGCUUCUGGGAGAUUCAAAAACAAGGCUCUUCAGCUCAGCCUCUCCAAAAAAUUCUGCUCCAAGUCAAAGUCCCCCUCGGCCCAGGGGAAGGGCUCUGGGGAGGAGGAAGAAAGUCUGCACAGUAAAAGGAGCCUCAGCAACAGCUCAGCGGUGGCCGCUGCCUACAUUUCCUUCCUCAAUAAACUCUUUGGACAGGAGAGAGAGCUAAUGCCAGAGGAGUUAGAUGAGCUCCAGGAGGCCUUCAAGGAAUUUGACUACGACGCAGAUGGCUUCAUUCAUUACAAAGACAUCGCAGACUGCAUGAGGACCAUGGGCUACAUGCCUACAGAGAUGGAGCUCAUCGAGAUCAUCCAGCAAAUCAAGAUGAAAUGGGGUGGUCAUGUAGACUUUGAAGAUUUCUGCGAGUUAAUGGGGCCUAGGAUGCUGGCAGAGACGGCUCAUAUGGUCGGGCUGAAGGAGCUCCGCUGUGCCUUCAAACAGUUUGACUGUGAUGGUGAUGGAAAGAUCACGCUUGAUGAGCUGAAGGAGGGCAUGAAGACCCUCCUAGGGGAGAAGCUGAAGAAAGGCGAGCUGGAGGAGAUCCUCAGCGACAUUGACCUCAACAAAGACGGCAACAUUGACUUUGAUGAGUUUGUUAUGAUGCUUUCUGCACGAUGACCUCUGAUGGAAGAAGAUGGAGCAUACAACACUGGAUUCUCCUUCCUGCUAUUGUAAUUUGUUUUCUGUGACAUUAUGUAUUUAAAUGUCUGAUUGAAAAAAUAGUCAAAGAUAUGUUUGUUUUCAUAAUAAAAGUUGAGGUUGAGUAAGUACAGAGGGUAAAGGGUGAGUUAUGAAAGGCUUUACCGUAUGUAACAAUAAUGCUGCACUGUGGCCCCCUUGUGGUUAGAAAGUGUACAUACCCUACAGGUCUCCAAAAUAUAGCCAUAUUCAUUUUCAUUACCAACUGAUUGCAUUUUAACUCCAGGUUUUAUGAGGGACUGUAGUAGACUUAUUUUGCAUUUGAAUGGGUUAAAGGCCCCGAAAAUGUAUGUUCUCAACUGAUUCUUACUCUGUGUGAUGGAGUCCUACAUGAACUCUGCCAAAGUUUAACCCAUAAACGUUUGGUUACUUCA
Sander lucioperca (pikeperch) is the source of this 1308-nucleotide messenger RNA. RefSeq names its product calcium binding protein 4 (gene cabp4). The coding region runs from base 95 to 853 and encodes 252 amino acids. Gene Ontology annotation, molecular function: calcium ion binding. The transcript is spliced from 11 exons. NCBI's taxonomy places the organism in Eukaryota, Metazoa, Chordata, Actinopteri, Perciformes, Percidae. The record is from RefSeq and is a predicted model, not a curated record.